UUUUGGAAUUGAAGCAAAAAAAAAAAAAAAUGGUUUUACUACUCUUUCUUCUACCUAUCUCUCUUGUUUUGAUAUAUUGCUAUAUUCUUCCUAGCUUGAAACAUUCACAUACUUCUCCACCAGGCCCUCCAGGGCUCCCAAUCCUUGGAAACUUGCUUCAAUUUAGUAGCGCAGUGCCUCACACCUUCCUAUGGCAACUCUCACAAAAAUAUGGUCCCUUGAUGGGCAUGAAACUCGGUUCAAAGGAAGUUGUGGUGGUUUCCUCGGCAAAGAUGGCCAUGGAGGCCUUAAAAACACACGACUCGGCAUUUUCCAGUCGCCCAUCUUUCAUAGGCCAGCAAAGGCUGUCCUACAACGGCCUGGACAUUGCGUUUUCACCUUAUAAUGAUUACUGGAGAGAGAUCAGAAAGAUUUCUGUUCUUCAUCUCUUUGGGCUCAAUAGAGUGAAACAAUUCCACCCAAUCCGUGAAGAUGAAGUCUCCCGGAUGAUCAAUCGUAUAUCUGAGCUUGUCUUCUCGUCAGAGCAAAUAAACAUAAACGAGACGGCGACGGGUCUGACUAGGAGUAUAAUUUGUCGGGCGGCUUUUGGGAAGAGGUACGAUGAGGAAGGACAAGAAUCGAGGAGGUUUCACCGUCUUUUGUGUAAAGCUCAGGAAGUGUUGAUGGGAGGGUCGUUUGUUGCUGACUUUUUGCCAUGGUUUGGUUGGGUGGAUAAAAUCACUGGAAAGGCUGCCCUGCUUGAGAGCGUUUUCAAGGAACUUGAUUCGUUUUAUGAAGAACUGAUUAAGCAGCAUUUGAAUCCAGAUAGGCCAAAAUCAAUGGACGGUGACUUACUUGAUAUUUUGAUCAGUUUGAUGGAGGAGAAUUCGUCUUCAAUCAAAAUCACUUGGGAUAACAUCAAAGCAGUGUUAAUGAAUGUUUUUAUUGCUGGGACGGAUACAAGUUCAGCUGUUAUAAUUUGGACUAUGACGGCUUUGUUGAAAGAUCCAAGGGUGAUGAAUUUAGUCCAAUCAGAAAUUAGGAAUCUUGUGGGGAAGAAAGGCAAAGUAGAUGAAGAAGACAUUCAAAAACUACCAUACUUCAAGGCAGUCAUAAAAGAGUCCUUGAGGUUAUAUCCACCAUCUCCAAUCUUGGUUAACAGAGAAAGCCUUUCAAAAUGCACCAUUGAUAGGUAUGAAAUCAAGCCAAAAACACUAAUAAUCGUGAAUGCCUGGGCCAUUGCUAGGGAUCCCGAGUAUUGGAAAAAUUCAGACAAAUUUUAUCCUGAGAGAUUUCUUGAUAACAAUGUUGACUAUAAAGGGCAGAAUUUUGAAUUCAUUCCAUUUGGAGCUGGUCGAAGAACAUGUCCUGGAAUAACGCUAGGGGUUGCAUCUUCGGAGCUUGCACUUUCUAACCUUCUUUAUGCAUUUGAUUGGGAAUUGCCUUCUUGGCUGAAGAAAGAAGACGUUGACACCAAUGUUUUGCCUGGACUUACUAUGCAUAAGAAGACCCCUCUGUGCCUUAUUGCCAAAAAGGUAUGACUUGUGCUCAUUUGUAGAUCAACUUUGGAAUAGUCAAAUAAUAAAUAUUGUUACAUAAUCUCUCUUUAGUUAUUACUAUACACUUUUACGUUCUAUAUAUACUUUGUAAUGUACUGUAUAAAAUUGCACUUUUACUUUAAUUUGAUAAGGAGUAAUUUAUAGUCAAAUAAUUUUGUAUUA
Molecule: messenger RNA, 1700 nt
Organism: Ipomoea triloba (trilobed morning glory)
Lineage: Eukaryota; Viridiplantae; Streptophyta; Magnoliopsida; Solanales; Convolvulaceae
Product: cytochrome P450 83B1-like
Exons: 2
Coding region: 30-1520 (496 amino acids)
Molecular function (GO): monooxygenase activity; heme binding; iron ion binding
Source: RefSeq, a predicted model, not a curated record